This is a messenger RNA of Fusarium pseudograminearum CS3096, 3096 nucleotides long. RefSeq lists its product as uncharacterized. Bases 1 to 3096 code for a protein of 1031 amino acids. Gene Ontology annotation, molecular function: carbohydrate binding. Lineage: Eukaryota; Fungi; Ascomycota; Sordariomycetes; Hypocreales; Nectriaceae. The transcript has 9 exons. Gene Ontology annotation, biological process: cell adhesion. The record is from RefSeq and is a predicted model, not a curated record.
AUGGCACUUCGUCUGGCGCCAUACAACAAUGGCAUGAGACUCGGCCAGGGAUUCAACUCCUACACCCAGCAGAUCUGUGUCGACGAUGCUGUAGUCACAGACCCUGAUCGCAUCGACAACCCAGUCACCAACGAUGGAUUUACCAUGCGCGACUUGAGGUUCGCUAUCAGUGGUGCUCAUACCACACACAGUCCCAGCAGCGAAGAGAGUGGCGAUGCUGUUCUUGUGUCUCCAGCAGGUGAGGAGGGCAACGAUAGCACUGCCCUUGCAGCUCGCAGUUUUGCUUUCCAAUUCCAGCAACGAGCCGAGCAGAUCAAGAAGCUCAUCGAGGAUAUCAAUGCCUACGAAACUGAGCUUGAGGACGUUUCUAAGGCCGAGACUGCUGAGCGACGAAAGAAAGCCCAGAUCUUGGAAACCAAGCGCAUCAAACUCUCCAAGCUGAAGACUCUUGAAGUGACUGAGGCUCUCAAGUCUGCUGAAUCCAAGGGCUUGGCUGAAGAACUUGCCAACCGUGGGCGAAGCCAGGUUGUCACUUACACUUCCCGAUUCGUCAGUAAGCUCAGUGAGGUGACGGACGAGAUGAACAUUUCUGGCUCCCUGUCCAUCAAGUAUGGCGCCAUUGGCGGCUCCGGUAAGGGAUCAUUCAUCGACUCUGACAAGUUCAAGGAGAGCGACUUGAACUUCUUUAUCAGUGUCAAAGUCAUCAACCAGUCAAUCAAUAUCAAGGAUGCUCUGAUCUUCCAAGCACUGCCCUCUGUUGACGAUAAGAACUUUGUUGACGUCUUUGGAGACUGCUUCAUCUCUGGAUUCCUUGAAGGUGGCGAGUUCAAUGCUUUGGUCAGCAUGAAGGUACUAAACAAGGACAAGAAAACCGAAAUUGAGGCAGAGGCUAAGGUUGCCAUGACCAUCGGGCCGGUUGAGCUCGAGGCCGAAGCCAAGGUAAAGGUGGCCAAGAACAACAUCCAAGCCAACACCGAGACCACAAUCCAAGUUGGUUGGUCUGGCGGUGGAAGUAUCAAGCCAAUGGACGAGCCUUGGAGCAUCGAUACAUUGAUGCAGACUGCGGCGAGAUUCCCAGACCUUGUUGCGAAAACCCCGCAGCGAACUUAUGCGAUCCUCACCAAGUACGAAGCUCUACGAAGCUUCAUGGCACUAAAGCCAGAGAAGCUUUUGCCUAUCAUGUACGAGAAUGCUGCAAUCUAUACCAACGCGCUUCUGGAUGCAUACAUGGACUAUAAGAAUAUCUACCGAAACAUUUCCUCUGAUCUCUUCGACAUUGACGCCGGGACAAAGAAAUUCGACAAGCCAAUGGACUCAGGCACUCUUGCUGACAACACCACCCUUACCAAGGUUGAUGAUGAGUCAAAGUUCUCAGCCAGUUAUAAAGGAAUGGAACUCGGCAGAAGAGCAUGCCGUUUCCAGAUGAUGAAGAUUGUCACUGAAGUGGAUCUUGUCACGUCGACACCCAAGCUGGCAACCGACGAAACCCGAGGUGAACAAUUCCAGAGCCCAGUUUCAUUCAGAGAAAGACUGCCAAAGGUUGUUCUUGAACGAACCCCCCGGAAGCUUCAAUUGUUUGGCGAUGAAGAACAGACAUACCACCCUCUGCUCGAAGGGUCAUCUGGUAGCAAGGAGGAGGCAGACAAGGUUGCCUCUCUCGUGGCGGACAAGAACGACAUCAGCGAGCACUUACGGCUAGCCCCUCCAAUUGGCUCAGAUGAGGGAACUCUGUUCUGUAACCUUGACUUUGUCAAACCUACCUUUGCUCUGCUGCAGAUCAUCGUCGAGAUCUCAGACCGUGGCGUUGUGAGUGGUAUGAGAACUCGAUACUCCAACGGUCUCGUGACCAAUCUUGGAGCUGUUGGAAGUGGAAAGCAAGUCACUUUGAACUUGCAUCCUGAGGACGGAGAGAGAGUCGUCGCUUGUUCAGUCGAAGUUGGUCGUCCCACUGAUGAGGCCAAUUCCAAGGAAAGGGUCACUGCUGUUCGUCUGUACACCAACCGUGGGCCUGAUCUCAUGGGUCAAGCCGACAACUGGCAGGCUUCUGUGGAAGGCAAAGGCCAACGUGGCAACACCUCCUUUGAAGGACUGACUUUGAAGCACUAUGACCCUUUGCUGGCCGGUGGUCAUCUCAAAGGCUUCUGGGGACGAAGUAUCAACACUUCAACCUCUGGUAAGCGAACUGGCCUGUACAGAAUGGGUCCGAUUUGGGGAGACACUCAGGACAAUUCCGUUGGGGCUGCGGGACUUGAGAGCGGAGAUGACAACGAGCAGGACAGACCAAAGACGGGAGGUGUAAGAGCACUCGAUAUUGGCUGGAAGACCGAGACCAACAUGGCCCGCUCCACGACAGUGCGAUUUGAGAAGAGUCUGGCCUCAACACCGAGAGUCAUCUAUGGACUUCGCCAAUUCGACAUCAUCUCUCCUCAUGGUCCCAACAUUGCUGUUGAGACUCUCAACCUUGGCAAGGAAGGGUUCGACCUCAAGCUACAAAGCUGGAACAGUCUUGUGUACAACACAGAAGCCAACUGGUUGACACUUCCCAACAACAGUAACAUCAACUUCCAGUACGGCGAACUGGACAGUUCAGAGCUGCCUGGUCGGGCGCCUACCCAGAACGCCAGCUUCCGCGUCUACUUCGCCAAGCCGUACAAGACCGAGCCCAAGGUGCAGUGCUGGUUCACAUCCAUCGUGCAGCCCAAGGGAUGGCGAUCUCUCCGAUGCACCGUCUCCAACAUCACACGAACUGCUUGCACCGUGAACAUGGAGACGUGGGCAGGACGACAGUUCGACCGCGCAAAGGUCAUGUGGCUGGCGUGGGACUCUGAGUACGAUGGCAAGAAUGUUCGCUCUGGCACAAACUUUUUCAAGAAGGACGCGCCGAUCAACGAUUUCCCCUGGUACAACGGGUCUUUUGCCAAGCAGCCUGUUGCAUUCGGGGCUCUCUGUCACAUUGACUUCCCUGAGCAGGCGACGAAUUUGCGAUGCUACGCAAACAUUGCUGAGGCUACUAAGGAUAGGCUCAAGUGGCAGGCUGGUACCUGGGCUGAUACAACGAUGGACACGACUGGUAUGGUAUGGAUCGGAAUGGACUAA